This is a messenger RNA of Diutina rugosa, 1974 nucleotides long. It is a transcript of the gene KSP1, whose product is annotated as putative serine/threonine protein kinase. The transcript has a single exon. Lineage: Eukaryota; Fungi; Ascomycota; Pichiomycetes; Serinales; Debaryomycetaceae. The record is from RefSeq and is a predicted model, not a curated record. Gene Ontology annotation, molecular function: protein serine/threonine kinase activity; ATP binding. Bases 1 to 1974 code for a protein of 657 amino acids. Gene Ontology annotation, biological process: intracellular signal transduction; protein phosphorylation.
AUGGACGAGUUCGACGCUUACGACCACGGCGCCCCGUUGCGCCAGCGCUACAUCAAGGUGGGCGACCUCUCCGAGGGCUCCUACGGAAUGGUGCUGGUGGCAAACGACACCAUGGCCAACCGCAUCGUCGCCGUCAAGUUCAUCUACCCGGUGAACUACAAGAAGUCGCCUCCCGGCGGCGGCCGCACCCUGCUGCUGCCGGCGAAGUUGCCUCAAACCACUAAAGGGCAACUGGUCCUGGAGGUCAAACGUCACCUACUGGCAAUUGCGGCCAAGGAGAUCGCCAUCCACCACCGGCUCGGCACCCACCCCAACAUCACUUGCUUGUACGACCAUUUCGACUCGUUCUUGGUGAUGGAGUACUGUCUGCACGGUGAUCUUUACGAAGCAAUUCAAAACGGUACCGGUCCCGCCCUUUCCCACGAUAUUAAGGACGUGUUCAACCAGAUUCUCUCCGCGGUCGAGUUUUGCCACCUGCACCUGGUGUACCACCGAGACUUGAAGCCGGAGAACAUUUUGAUCGCCGACGACUGGCUGAUUAAGCUUUGCGACUGGGGUCUUGCUACUACCGAACGGAUCAUCACCAACCGGGACGAGUUUGAUGUUGGCCUGGAGCGCUACAUGGCGCCCGAGCUUUUUGACCAAGACAUCACCGAGUACGACGCCCUGAAGAUCGACUUGUGGCUGGUAGGGAUCAUCCUACUCACAUUGGUAUUCCACAAGAACCCGUUCCUGGCGGCGAACUACUCUGACAAACGAUUCAUUCAAUUCUCCAGCAACCGUGAAGCGCUUUUCGACUUUUUCUCGACGAUGCUGGGGGAAAUGUUCGCCGUGUUGCGCCACUCCCUCAACAUCGACCCGCUGAACCGGGACUUGGGGCUUUUGAAGCAGGAGCUCGAUACGUUGAAGUACUUCACCAUUGACGAAGAGUACUGGGGCGAUAACGACCUGGAUAUUGAAGACGAGCUUGAGCUGGACGAAGAGGCCGUGUUCAGUCCUCAAGGGCUGCCGCUUAAGACCGAUGCCACGCUGAAGCUGGUGGCGAUCUCCGACACCGACAAGCAGCUCCCCGAGUUCUCGGUGCUGCCGCCUAAGCUGCUGAGCCUGAGCGACGACAGUGAGAUGCCCCACAACCGUCGUGCCGACGCCCUUUUGCUGCUGCUGACCAACUUAAAGCCGAUCCCUAUUGGUGGCAAGUUUGUCCGCAACACCCGCAAACCGUUUACGGUGGCGCUGUACAACCAAAACGGGCUGUACAUGAAGUCGCUGCGCAACCGUGACUUCAACCGGGAGGACUUCUUCACUCCCAAGCUGGUUUUUAACCAUUAUUUGGACAAGUACGGCGAGCAGCAGCAACAAGACAACCGCAAGCCGCGGAAGUAUUCUCACCUGACCCAAGGCCAAGGCAGAGGACGCCAAUACUGGCAAAAGAAGCGCAAGGCGCGCACGUGGAAAAAGCCCAAGAAGAAGGCUUCGAACCGGCUGUGGCGCUUCAACAACCGGCUUGAGCUCAACAACCAGGCCCACUUACAAGGGGAACACCUGGACCGUACCCAUAACCGCCGCAAACUGUACUCGGCGGCGACCACCCGUCCGCAGAAGCCGGCUAAUGGCAAGUACGUGCCGCCGCUGAUGCGGCUGCCGAUGCCGAAGCCGGUGACGGACCUUGUCGCCGAGAUGGAGCGAGUGGCAUUGCAUGACGAACGUGAAGAACUUGACGAAGUGUUUCACUUAGACGACGACUUUGACUUUGGCGAAGGGUUCGACCCCACCGACGCCGGCACCGACGCCGUGUGUGCCGGCCACCGGCGCCAACAACUGGACGACCAGCGUGGCAAAUAUGUCCCUCCGUUCAGACGGGGUCUGAUUGGGGGCACGGCGAGACCCAAAGUGCGGCAGCCAGUGGCGGUGCCGCUGACGCUGGUGCCGUUACACGACUAUUGGCCGCGCAAAGACUGGUCGGACUAUGAUUAG